Molecule: messenger RNA, 1567 nt
Organism: Serpula lacrymans var. lacrymans S7.9
Lineage: Eukaryota; Fungi; Basidiomycota; Agaricomycetes; Boletales; Serpulaceae
Exons: 11
Coding region: 10-1437 (475 amino acids)
Biological process (GO): ergosterol biosynthetic process
Cellular component (GO): endoplasmic reticulum membrane
Molecular function (GO): Delta24(24-1) sterol reductase activity
Source: RefSeq, a predicted model, not a curated record
ACCUUCACCAUGGCUGUCAACUCAAACGAGCUGCGGCAAAGAAAAGCUUCUGGACAAAACGGCACUCAAAACGGCACUACAACGGAUGAAGGUCGCAAACAAGAUGAACUCCUAGAUAAACACCAAAGCUACGAAUUUGGUGGGCCAUGGGGUGUCACAGCUAUGAUGACGGGCUUUCCAAUGCUCAUGUACUACCUCUGGAUCUGUCUCUGGUUCUAUGAUGGCAAACUCGUAGCUCCAACGUCCACAGAUGACAUUGUUCCAUUCCUUUGGAGGAUGUGGGCUCAUGUUCGCGAUGAUGCUAGUCCCAACGCAUACGCGUGGAAAGUCUAUACCGGUCUCGUUGUAUACCAACUCUUCCUAGCUUUGGUCAUGCCUGGCUUCAAGCAGGAGGGUCUUCCCGUUCCUUCAUUGACAUACAAAACCCUCACGUACAACUGCAAUGCUCUCUACUCGCUUUACGCCACCAUGAUUACUGCCGCUGGUCUCCAUUACUACCAUAUCUUCCGUCUCACCGAGAUCAUCGACAACUACGGCCACAUUAUGUCUGUCGCUAUGAUUUAUGGCUUCGCAGUCUCUUUUGGCAUGUACUUCAUCACGGUUGCUACUGGUUCGCAGAUGCGGAUGUCAGGCAACUUCAUGUACGAUGUCUUUAUGGGUGCUUGUCUAAACCCCCGAAUUGGGUCUGUUGACCUCAAGAUGUGGGCUGAGGUUCGCAUACCUUGGGUUAUCGUGUUUUUCUUGGCAGUAUCAGGCGGCUGCCACCAAUACGAACAAUAUGGUUACGUAACUCCUAACAUGGCUUUUAUGAUUCUGGCAACAUGGUUAUACCUCAAUGCAUGCGCUAAAGGUGAAGAAUGUAUCCCACAGACUUGGGAUAUGUACCACGAAAAAUGGGGCUUCAUGGUCAUCUUCUGGAACUUUGCUGGUGUACCAUUUACAUACGUCUACUCUGUGGUCUACAUGGCAUCGCAUGACCCAUCCAAGUAUCAAUUCUCAACCCCGGUUUACGUUCUGCUCUUUUCCACACUCUUGACCGCCUACUUCAUCUGGGAUACUUCUAUGUCGCAGAAGAGUCGUUUCAAAAUGCAAACACAAGGGAUCAACACCUUCCGUAGCACUUUCCCUCAGCUACCUUUUGGCACGCUAAAGAAUCCCGAGUUUAUUCAGACUGCACAUGGCAACCGUCUUCUUGUUAGUGGCUGGUGGAGAUAUUCCCGCAAGCCCAAUUACGUGGCUGACUGGAUUAUGAGCUUUACUUGGGGUGUAGUCAUUGGCAGCGCCACUGCCAUUCCCUACUUCUACUCCGUAUUUUUCAUUACUGUUCUCAUUCAUCGUUGUGGUCGCGACUUUGAGCGCUGCUCCGUCAAGUAUGGGAAAGACUGGGAACGUUAUUGCUCUAUUGUCAAGUACAAAUUUAUACCCGGCAUUUAUUAAUCGGAGAAAUUUCAAUUAUCUGUUGUUAAUACCAAAAGCUGCUCGCAGCUAGAAUUAAUUACUCUGUGAUUGGUUUUAAUGCCAUGAUAUUUUCUAAUGGUGAUCACAAGUUGUGUCAUGGCAUGAGCCU